Messenger RNA from Pungitius pungitius (ninespine stickleback), 2826 nucleotides. RefSeq names its product mucin-2. The record is from RefSeq and is a predicted model, not a curated record. The transcript is spliced from 5 exons. NCBI's taxonomy places the organism in Eukaryota, Metazoa, Chordata, Actinopteri, Perciformes, Gasterosteidae. The annotation marks the transcript as partial.
UCUGCACCAACUACAACAGCUUCCCCAACAACCGUUGCACCAACUACAACUGCAGCGCCGACAACCAUUGCACCAACUAAAACAGCAGCCCCAACAACUUCAACAACUACUGCACCAACAACAACUUCAGCCCAAACAACAACUGCUGCACCAACUACAACAGCAGCCCCAACAACAACUGCUUCAGGAACUACAACGGCAGCCCCAACAACUGCUGCACCAACUACAACAGCAGCCCCAACAACAACUGCUUCAGAAACUACAACGGCAGCCCCAACAACUGCUGCAUCAACUACAACAGCAGCCCCAACAACAACAACUGCUUCAGCAACUACAACGGCAGCCCCAACAACUGCUUCACCAACUACAACAGCAGCCCCAAUAACAACAACUGCUUCAGCAACUACAACAGCAGCCCAAACAACUGUUGCACCAACUACAACAGCAGCCCCAACAACAACUGCUUCAGAAACUACAACGGCAGCCCCAACAACUGCUGCAUCAACUACAACAGCAGCCCCAACAACAACAACUGCUUCAGCAACUACAACGGCAGCCCCAACAACUGCUUCACCAACUACAACAGCAGCCCCAAUAACAACAACUGCUUCAGCAACUACAACAGCAGCCCAAACAACUGUUGCACCAACUACAACUGCAGCCCCAACAACUGCUUCACCAACUACUGCUUCACCAACUACAACUGCAGCCCCAACAACAACUGCUUCACCAACUACAACAGCAGCCCCAACAACAACAACUGCUUCAGCAACUACAACGGCAGCCCCAACAACUGCUGCACCAACUACAACAGCAGCCCCAACAACAACUGCUUCAGACACUACAACGGCAGCCCCAACAACUGCUGCAUCAACUACAACAGCAGCACCAACAGCAACUGCUUCAGCAACUACAACAGCAGCCCAAACAACAACUGCUGCACACACUACAACUGCAGUCCCAACUACAACUGCUGCACCAACUACAACUGCAGCCCAAACAACAACUGCAGCCCCAACAACAACUGCUUCAGGAACUACAACGGCAGCCCCAACAACUGCUGCACCAACUACAACAGCAGCCCCAACAACAACUGCUUCAGAAACUACAACGGCAGCCCCAACAACUGCUGCAUCAACUACAACAGCAGCCCCAACAACAACAACUGCUUCAGCAACUACAACGGCAGCCCCAACAACUGCUUCACCAACUACAACAGCAGCCCCAAUAACAACAACUGCUUCAGCAACUACAACAGCAGCCCAAACAACUGUUGCACCAACUACAACAGCAGCCCCAACAACAACUGCUUCAGAAACUACAACGGCAGCCCCAACAACUGCUGCAUCAACUACAACAGCAGCCCCAACAACAACAACUGCUUCAGCAACUACAACGGCAGCCCCAACAACUGCUUCACCAACUACAACAGCAGCCCCAAUAACAACAACUGCUUCAGCAACUACAACAGCAGCCCAAACAACUGUUGCACCAACUACAACUGCAGCCCCAACAACUGCUUCACCAACUAAAACAGCAGCCCCAACAACAACAACUGCUUCACCAACUACAACAGCAGCCCCAACAACAACAACUGCUUCAGCAACUACAACGGCAGCCCCAACAACUGCUACUGCAGUCCUAACAACAACAGCAGCCCCAACAACAACUGCUUCAUCAACAACAACUGCAGCCCCAACAACAACUGCUUUACCAACUACAACUGCAGCCCGAACAACAACUGCUUCACCAACUACAACAGCAACCCCAACAACAACAACUGCUUCAGCAACUACAACGGCAGCCCCAACAACUGCUGCACCAACUACAACAGCAGCCCAAACGACAACUACUGCAGCAACUACAACAGCAGCACUAACAACAACUGCUUCACCAACUACAGCUGCAGUCCCAACUACAACUGCUGCAUCAACUACAACUGCAGCCCCAACAACAACUGCUUCACCAACUACAACGGCAGCCCCAACAACUGCUGCACCAACUACAACAGCAGCCCCAACAACAACUGCUUCAGCAACUACAACGGAAGCCCCAACAACUGCUGCAUCAACUACAACAGCAGCCCCAACAACAACUGCAGCCCAAACAACAACUGCUGCACCAACUACAACUGCAGUCCCAACAACUACAACUGGAGCCCCGACAACCGUUGCACAAACUACAACUGCAGCCCCAACAACAACUGCUUCAGCAUCUACAACGGCAGCACCAACAACAACUGCAUCACCAACUACAACUGCAGCCCCAACAACAACUGCUUCACCAACUACAACAGCAGCCCCAACAACAAUUGGAGCCCAAACAACAACUGCUGCACCAACUACAACAGCAGCCCCAACAACAACUGCUUCAGCAACUACAACGGAAGCCCCAACAACUGCUGCAUCAACUACAACAGCAGCCCCAACAACAACUGCAGCCCAAACAACAACUGCUGCACCAACUACAACUGCAGUCCCAACAACAACAGCAGCCCCAACAACAACUGCUUCAGCAACUACAACGGCAGCCCCAACAACAACUGCUUUACCAACUACAACAGCAGCCCCAACAACAACUGCAGCCCAAACAACAACUGCUGCACCAACUACAACUGCAGUCCCAACAACAACAGCAGCCCCAACAACAACUGCUUCAGCAACUACAACGGCAGCCCCAACAACAACUGCUUUACCAACUACAACUGCAGCCCGAACAACAACUGCUUCACCAACUACAACUGCAGCCCCAACAACAACUGCUUCACCAACUACAACAGCAGCCCCAACAACAAUUGGAGCCCAAACAACAACUGCUGCACCAACU